GUGAAAUCUGCCUCAGGCACAAAUUGUCAGGUGAUCAUGCAUGACGCAGCCAGCAUAAAUGGAUGCCUGCAUUGUUGAUAGCCGGAUCUUUUUCAUUCCACGAGUUCGCCAGAAGAGCCUGAACACACAGCAUGGAGAAGGGCUUGACUCUGUCCAACUUCGAGCCCAAUGCGGUCAUCCGCGGCUUUCAGCUCACCGUUGUAGGAACCGUGCGGGCUUUGCAGAACCCCGAUCUCUUCAAAUAUGAGCAUUUCCGUCAAGCAGCUCUCGCUGUGGGCGUGGGAGUAGUCAUUCAGCUUAUUGUUCAGAUUCCGAUCAUCGUGCUAAAGCUUAGCCUGUACAUCCUCUCAUGGAUCAUCAGUCUGGACCAUGCGACAUGGGACGAUAAGCUCUUGGAGGGCAUGGAAUUCAUGUCCAAGUCUGUGCUCCAGGUACCAUUCCUCUUGAUGACUUUGAUGGGAUAUGUGACUCCCACACUGGACGAAAUUUUCAUGCAAUCUAUCGAGUGGGUUGAUACGACAUACAUCCAAAAGCACAAAUCUGAGAACCCAGAUACUCUGCGUGCCAUGUACUACCCUAGCUUGGUCAUGUACCCGACCAAGGGCAGCGCUCGAUCCCCGCGGCCCAGAUCGGAGGCUAUCAUGAUGUUUCUUCAUCGCUAUGCUAAGAGAAUGGGAAUGCUUCUCGGACUCUAUUUGCUUUCUCUGGCCCCUGUCAUUGGUCGAUUCGUGAUGCCCGCAACAAGUUUCUACACGUUCCGCAGUCAUGUUGGCACCGCCCCUGCUGCUGUCAUCUUCGGUGCGGGUUUGAUCCUUCCCAAGGCGUUUAUCAUCAAAUUUCUCCACACCUACUUUGCGUCGAGAAGCUUGAUGCGAGAACUUCUUGAGCCGUACUUCCGCCGUAUUCACUUUACGCCUGAACAAAAGCGCCGCUGGUUCCGGGACAGGGAAGGUGUCUUGUUCGGAUUUGCGUUUGCUUUUACGGUCGUACUGAAGACUCCCUUCAUCGGCGUGCUUAUGUAUGGAGUUGCCGAGGCCUCCACGGCCUACCUUGUCACCAAGAUCACCGAUCCGCCGCCCAGCCCAGCAGAGAGUGAAGGGUUUGCAGAAAGCCAAGUGACAUGGAAGAACAAGCAUGACUUCCUCCACUUGUCCCUUGAGAACAUUGACAAGCUCAAUGUUGUCACCGAUGAAGUCGGAUCUAAGGAGAGCCCCUCCAGUCCUGGAAAGAAGUUCUCUUGAACAAACUUGCUGGCCAAUGAGAAAAAACACUCAACUUGUCCAACAACCAUAUCUUUCUAGAUGGGUGUUUCACCAGCAAGCCGCGGUAUCCAUAGCCGGGGCUACUAUUGGUAGCUAUUGGUAGCCCCUUGGAAGGUCGCUUUGCGAAAUCUUAUCCUUCAAUUUGUGCUCGAGUAUGCGAUCAAAGUCUCAAGCGCCUUUUUCGGGGCAAGAAUAUCGGAUCUCAAGUUAUCUAGAUGCAACUAAUAAUAAUGCAUCUGUGAUCAAACUCCAGCAGUCGCCUAGGAUAACCAAUACGUCAGGAUGGCGCGAAGUAAAUCAUGUACGCGGAUUUGAAUACCGUGUUGGCCAACAUGACGGGAAAACACAUUAUUCGGGGACUAGACAGCUGAAGAUCUUGGACAUUUAACCAGGAACCUUUUGAGUUGAUGACAGGGAGCACAGGAGGGAGAAGAACAGGCCGCGUCAUUCCCUUUCCGAAUGCUUAACGAAGGUGAUCCCGGGCGCUGAUCCGAUUAUCCCUUGAUCACAGAGGUUGAUCAGAAAUAUCCAGACGUUUGAUCAAAAAUACACCCUUACGUUGGUCCGCCAUACUAUCAGCGUCGCCGGAAAAUUCCAACGAAGUUUGGAUCAAAAGCAAUAGCGAUAAAAAUACAACCCCAACUGCAUACUGGGUAGGUAUGUCGGAAUUUUCCAAGCGGCUCCAGGCCACGAGUCUCCUUAAGUGUUGAAGUCUUGGCACUUUCUCAGCGGCACCCUAUCUAGAUUAAAGGUGGAACUAACUAAUCGGAGGGAUCCAGGAUGAAAUGUUAUCCGGCUAGGCUGCUACCCUCCCGUAAGGCUGGUCUAGAUUACCUAGAGAUCGUUGAGUCCAUUGGACAGGAGAUGAUGCCAAGACAUCGUCUAUGGAGUAAAGCGUUCAGCGGUGGAGCGGAAACUCGCCUGCGGAUUGCGCUUUACUGAAGAGUAACCAUUGCCAGAUAUAGUGAAUACAACUAGCCCGAGGGUCCCGCUUCAAAUCUGAGCUGCCAUAAAUUGCCCUGCCACGUCAGCUUUAUUUGAUUGUCUGCGGUGAGGCUAAAUUUGGUGGCGAAAUUUGGAACUAAGCCUUUUCAAAGUUUUCACCAUGCCCUCUUGGACAAUGAAAGGAGGCAUUACCAUAGAGGGCAGACAAGUAUGCAUUUCAAGGAUUUUAAUCACAAAUCG
This is a messenger RNA of Penicillium brasilianum, 2447 nucleotides long. Lineage: Eukaryota; Fungi; Ascomycota; Eurotiomycetes; Eurotiales; Aspergillaceae. The record is from the annotation of a GenBank genome assembly.